GUGCGCGAGGAAGUUAACGUCUAGAUCUUGAGAGUGGCUUUUCGACUAAGAAGAAGAGUAUCGCCAGUGGACGAGGCCAGUCUUGGCCAGACACUCUCGCCGCAACAUUGGCGCUCCACUAACGCCAACGUUUAUUCAAUUUUCCCGGUUUCUGUGAAGUCCUCAGUUCAUUGUGGAACGUCUUGGAUUAUUUAACGCACGCCAUUCCGAUUUGGAGAGGAAAAAAUAGGAGGCAAUGCCAUCGACAAGGGAGAGCUCACAUGUGAGCAGAAAAUAUGUGAGUCAUGGUGGUGCUAUAUCUGGACAGGGCCACUCGGCAAACUCGGCCAGCAGCCUCGAGAACAACUUGGAUGCCCUUCUGGAGGAUCUCCAAACAAGUGUUUCAAGGAGUACAACACCCAGUGGUAGACGACCAAUUUCCCCGCAAUAUGAAUACAGAUCAGCCGCUAAUCCCGUACGAACAGUCACUGAAGUCAGAUCAACCUCGCCAAUUCGCACUACAACAACGACGACAGAAAAAUACGUCAGCGCAUCACCCGCAGGUCUAGGAAGUGGAAUUCCCGGUCUAGAGUCCCUCGAUGCUGAACUACGAAAUGUCCAACCAGGACAGAGCAAAACCGUAGCCUAUAAACAAGUUUCGUAUCAGUAUAGCAAGAAUCAAGAUGGAAAACCUGUCGAUGCAUUCGCCACAACUGAGAACGCAUUAUCAACGAACACUUCGCCAUUAUCUGACGACAUACAUGAAAGAAGUUACGAAGAGAUAAUAAGAAGACGGAAGAGUCCAGAGAGGAGUACAAAGACGUCUACAGUAAACAGAGAACUAGUUUACGGUGACACGUACUCAUCCCGGUCAAAACAACCAUCGCCGUUGAGCAAUCAAUCGAAAGAAGUGAAAAUAAUUCGAGAGUCGUCAGGCUUCCCCUCAGAAUCAAAAACCGUCUCCACGAAUUACCACACGAGAGAGCGUAACGAAGAGUACGGAGUGGAGCGAGUGCCGGUGCCGGAGCACUUGGCCCCAGGUCCAAAUACAAAAGUCACGACAACAAUAAAAACCUACACCUACGAAUUGCCAGGUGCCCCAGAGACGUACGUGCCCCCAGGUGGUACCGGGUUAGAUCAAACUGUCUCCUACAAGAUCGACAAAACCCUGGAGAGAUCAUCCAGUCCAAUUAGAUACACCAGAACCCCUGAAGUCUCCCAGAAGUCAUCAGUCCUCCACAAAGAAUCGAAAUUCUACCACGAGGAUCUCCACGGAUCCCCGACGUACGGAAAACCUCUGACACCGUCACCGGUGAACUACGAGACAACAACCACCAAAAAAGAGAACUUCUACAUCAGAGACGAGAGAUAUGAGAACGGAUAUUUGCCAGUUGAUAGGGUUGACCAUCCGGGCUACCCUGGCCAGCCUCCGUACACCGAGACAACCACCACAACUGUCAUUGAUAGAGUUGAGGAGCUUUAUCCUGAUAAACCGGGAUCACCCCAUGGAUAUUAUCCAUCAUCACCGCAGAACACUGGCUCCAGUGUCUACAAGUACUCCAAGGAGAGCCACAAUGUACAUGACCGGGAGGUACUUCUGCCUAAACCAUUCCCCACAGGCACUCAGCUCUAUCCAGUUAAUGGAAAGGCUCCGACCAAUGGACAGGGCCCACCUAAGAGAGUCGAUGACCUCAUGGCUUCAUUCUCAGACUCUGAGCGGGAGAUGUUGAUUGGCAUUCAAAGGGAAGAUAGCAUGCAGAAGAAAAACAGGGUGAAGGACGAGACGCCGAAGAAGGAAGUGGACUUUGUCAAGCAUUCGCCUCCAGUUGUACAGAGCAAGAACGUCGCUGGACCACCGGUUUACUAUCCCCCGGGAUCAACCGAGUUCCGGAUGAAGGAGGAGAGUUCUAUGGCGAUGAAAGAGGGAGGGGGACAGUGGGAACGCGGUAAGGGAAUGUACGAGUAUGAGAAAGGAUCCAAGAGCAAGCAAAAACAGACGAGUGGAAAAGCUGUUGUUCCCGUUUGUCUUCCACUCUGCUGUGCCAUGCCCUGCACCAUAAUGUAACAGAUUAUUAAAACUAACUCUAGAAAUUACCACAAAGUGUAAAUCUCUGCUGCUCCAACGAUUUAUCGAACGAUCUUCUAAUUCUUCCUCUGUAUGACUGACUCAAUACUGAUAUUACAGCCUGUUUUCUAAUCACAAACAAUUUAUCGAAUAAUGUAAAAUAGUUUAAUCAAACCUCGAGAAUUUGUAUGACAACUGUUCACUUCAAUAAACAUGUACCGAUUAAAUUAUUCUUUAA
Molecule: messenger RNA, 2282 nt
Organism: Fopius arisanus
Lineage: Eukaryota; Metazoa; Arthropoda; Insecta; Hymenoptera; Braconidae
Exons: 10
Coding region: 236-2044 (602 amino acids)
Source: RefSeq, a predicted model, not a curated record